Messenger RNA from Cooperia oncophora, 861 nucleotides. The record is from the annotation of a GenBank genome assembly. NCBI's taxonomy places the organism in Eukaryota, Metazoa, Nematoda, Chromadorea, Rhabditida, Trichostrongylidae.
UUGAUUUUUACAGAUGACCUAUCGGUACAACCGGGUCCACGGCAAGCACGUGCAGUGGCAUUCGCAGGAGGAUCAAUAAUCGAUCGUGAAGAGCAAGAUUUCCCAUCGGGAACUGUUUGCGACAGGGAAAGCAGAGAAAGUCGCAUAGAGAAGUUUUGCUGCAAUUGUGCCCUAUUCGAGACGAUGGCAGAUGCAUUUUAUGAACUGAGCAGUUCACCAUCGUUCGGCUACACUGCAGCGGGUAGCAUCGCUAGCUUGACUCAAAAACGAGCGCAAAAUCGAUUCGAUCAAUCGUUCGAGGUGUUCGUUUCGCAGGACAAUUUUGCAAUAGCUUCGUAUGGAGUUGGUGAUGAGAUUUGUAAGUAUCGUGAGCGAGGAUUCGUCGCUUUGGCCUAUGCUACACCUGUCCAGUACGACAUCUCUCGUACUGAAGACGAAGAAUACUUCUCGUCGAUAUCAUCACGUGAUAAUCUUGGAGCUACUGAAACGUCUUUGCCAGGGCAGCGAUCAAAAUGCUGCAGCCUUCCACUGUUUGAAGUGAUGCAGUCCUCAUACCUUUCGGUAAUCGAGAGGCCCGAUUUCGACCCUUACAAUACAAGAUUUCUAGCUAGGACGAUGCAGUACGCUAUAGAGGAACGACUCCAGUUGAGUUUUGAAAUCGUUGUGUCAACUGACGACUUCGCAAUGGCUCACUCCUACUUGGGAGAUAAUGUAUGCAAAUUCCGUAUAGAUCGCUAUCACAUUCUGGCAUACGCCAAUCCAGUGCAGUAUCCAAUACACACCAACUUCUACGAAGACAGUGGGCCUGCAGUUCCGCUCGAUUGCCCUCUGGAGCUGACAGCUGUAAGUGGUAAGCUGUAG